AUGGGCCUGUCUGCUCAAGCAUGCAUCGACUUCGUCAAUAAAGCUCGCCAUCGAACACUCACUCGGGAAGAGCGACUUGACAUUCUUCGCCUUCUCGCAUAUUUUGUUGGAGAAGGCGUCUCUGAGGUGUCCCAAAGAGUCGCCACAGCUCUCGGCCGCAGCCAUGAUGUGGUCAAGGCUAUUGUUCGUAAAUACAACACACUCGGAACAGUGACUGUUGCGACUCCUGCAGCGAAUCGCACCAACAAAACCCACGAGGUAUCCGCUCUCCGUGCAGUACAGCGCUUUCUGCAGCGCCUUGGCUACAAGCGUGGCAAGAAGAAGGGUUGUAUGUCAUAUCACUUGUCCACAAAGAACGCCCUACUCUGCGACGAGUACGUACGGCGCUUGCAGUCGCAUGCUGUGUCGACGAUGCCGCCACCGGUUGUGUACAUGGACGAAUCAUUCAUUCACCAUCACUGCAAGUGCCAUAAUGACAGCCUCUAA
Aphanomyces invadans is the source of this 486-nucleotide messenger RNA. RefSeq lists its product as hypothetical. The transcript has 2 exons. NCBI's taxonomy places the organism in Eukaryota, Oomycota, Saprolegniomycetes, Saprolegniales, Verrucalvaceae. Bases 1 to 486 code for a protein of 161 amino acids. The record is from RefSeq and is a predicted model, not a curated record.